GUGUCCAGGGCUGAACCGGACCAGCACCUUCUCCUGUGAAGCCCACAACCGCAAGGGCGUGGCCACGUCCGGCUCCGGCACCAUCACCGUUCUCCCGUCGCCGCCGCGCGACCUGCGCGCCGCGGACGUCACCCAGAGCAGCCUGCGCCUGACCUGGCAGCCCGGGUUCGGGGGCGACUACCCCAUAAUGCACUGCUCCGUUCAGGCCAAACAUCAGAGCGACGGCACAGAGCGGCUGAUCCACAACCAGAAUGUGGACGUCCCUCCAGCCGCUCACCUCAUCGAGGACCUGGAGCCUCACAGCUCCUACGCCGUCAGAGUGUCCUGUCACAGCAGCCAGGGCGCGUCGGCCUGGACGGCCUGGGAGCAGCUCCGCACCAAAGAAGGAGUGCCGGACCACGCACCCGUCAACGUGAGCGCCGUGCUGAACGGGACCGAGGUUCUGCUGACGUGGGAGAGGCCCCCGGAGAAGCUGAACGGAGCGCUGCGGGGCUUCAGGGUGGAGUACAGCACGCCGGGCAGGCAGCAGGUGCUGGUGGACACGGGCCCGGACGCGGAGCUGCUGCUCAACCUGUCCGUCCCCCUGUCCAACGUGUCCUACCGGGUGUGCGCCUACACCGGGGCGGGUCCGGGUCCCUGGACCCCCACGCAGACCCUCACCCUCAUCGCUCCUGAAAUCGGGGAGUUUAGAGGUCCGUCCUCGCCGCCCGCCUUCUCCUGGCACUGGUGGUACGUGGUGAUGGCCGUGGCCGGCGCCGUCUCCAUCGCUGUCUUCAUGGCUGUCUACGUGGCCAAGCUGCGGCGCAAGGAGACGCGCUUCGGGGAAGCGUUCGAGCCCAUGAUGGAGAGCGGAGAGCUGGUGGUCAGAUACCGCGCCCGCCGCACCUACAGCCGCAGGACCACAGAGGCCACACUGAACAGUCUGGGCAUCAGCGAUGAGCUGAAGCAGAAGCUGCAGGACGUGAUGGUGGACAGACAUAAACUGACGCUGGGGAAGACGCUGGGAGAAGGGGAGUUCGGCUCGGUGAUGGAGGGGCUGCUGACUCAGGAGGAGUCUGUUCUCAAAGUAGCUGUGAAGACCAUGAAGAUUGCCAUCUGCACCCGCUCCGAAAUGGAGGACUUUCUGCGAGAGGCCGCGUGCAUGAAGGAGUUCGACCACCCCAACGUCAUGAGGCUCCUGGGCGUGUGUCUGCAGACGGUGGAGAGUGAGGGCUACCCGUCUCCUGUGGUCAUCCUGCCCUACAUGAAGCAUGGGGACCUGCACAGCUACCUGCUCUACUCGCGGCUGGGAGACUGCCCCGUGUACCUCCCGUCUCAGAUGCUGGUGAAGUUCAUGACGGACAUCGCCCGAGGGAUGGAGUACCUCAGCAGCAAGAACUUCAUCCACAGAGACCUCGCUGCUCGCAACUGCAUGCUCAACGAGAACAUGAACGUGUGCGUGGCCGACUUCGGCCUCUCCAAGAAGAUCUACAACGGGGACUACUACAGGCAGGGCCGCAUCUCCAAGAUGCCCGUCAAGUGGAUCGCCAUCGAAAGCCUGGCGGACCGGGUGUACACCACCAAGAGCGACGUGUGGUCGUUCGGCGUCACCAUGUGGGAGAUCGCCACGCGCGGCCAGACUCCGUAUCCAGGCGUGGAGAACAGUGAGAUCUACGACUACCUGAGGCAGGGGAACCGCCUCAAGCAGCCUCCAGACUGUCUGGACAACAUAUACUCCCUGAUGUUCUCCUGUUGGCUGCUGAGCCCGAAGGACCGGCCGUCCUUUGAGUCGCUGUGCUGCGAGCUGGAAAAGGCCCUGGAGCAGCUGCCGGACGCCCAGGACCCGGAGGAGAUCCUGUACGUCAACAUGGACGAGUCGUCCGCGGAGCUGGGGGCCGUGGGGGGCCGCGACCCCCUCGGGGCGCCGCCCCCGCUCUGCCUGAAGGGCCUGGACUCCGUGACCACGGUGGAGGUCCACCGGCCCAACCGCUACGUGCUGUGUCCCCAGCACGAGCCCAACCGGGCCCCGUGCGGCUCCCUGGAGAGCCUGGAGCUGCCGGCGUCGUCCUCCACUGCCACGCUGCCGCUGCAGAGCCCGCUGCACCCCACCCCCAUGCCCACGCCCACGCGGGCCCCCACGCCGAGCGCCGAGCUGCUGGACGACAGGGACGGCUCCAGGAAAGCGCCCUGGCAGUGACUCCAGACUGUUUCACCAAAGUGUGCCGUCGUGUCUCCAGGUCCAGCACCAUCGCACGCCCUCCGUCUGAGCCUGGUUAAAACACAGCAGCACCGGGGCAACGACGCCCCGACGCUGCAGCAAUAAAACACGCCACAGCUGCUGCACCCGUGAACAGGGAGGCUAAAGCUAACGCUAAACCAGCGCACACUGCCAACUCAACACAACCCACUCAGGAGCCUGAACCUUCCAGCAGGAACCAGAACCUCAACGCGUCUCCAGGUUCAUGACGGAACAGCUGUUGCUGUGUUGAGUCAACACUGAACUUCUAGGUUCGCGGCGUCUCCUGGAGCUCGACUGGCCGCCGCUGAGACACCUCUUCCCGUCCUGCUUCUGCUUUUUACUGAUCACGUCUCAGGAAGCUGGACUGUGACGCACAGAGGUGCUGCUCAGAUCAAAGGCUACAAACAGGACCAAGACGAGCUGCGGACACGAUGCUCCUCUGCUGCUGAAGCACAGCGUUAUUAGACGUUUUCUGAUGCUGAUCUUUGUUUUUCUGCAACUUUGCACUAAUGUUCUUAUAGAAUUCCUGCCUCAUUGCUUCUUGCUUUCCCAUUUGUCUCUUUGACUCAUGCAGUCUGUUGACCGGAGCCACACAUGGACGUGAACGCCUCACGAGGCCUUUAGUGUCUCUGUGAAAACAGGCCUGCACCAGCACAGGAGGAACCUGCCUCCAGCUGCAGCUCCACAUUAUGCACGCACUUAUUUUUAUAUAUAAAUAUGUAUAUACAUGUGAUUUGUGUUUGAUGGACCUCAGUCCAACACGCUUUGUGCUGUUUCCACUGAGUCCUGCAAUAACUGUGGUACUGUUUAAAAAGACGAGACCAGUCACAUUCGAAGCCUUAAACUUUGUCAUCAGUGCCUUCAGAGCCAGUAUGUUGAAUUAUAAUGUGUUUGAUUAUGGAACCAGAUUUGUACUAUAAUGACCUUUUUAUUAUCAAGGUGAUGAUUUGUAAACACUUUUUUAUACAGUACCUACAAUAUUUUGAAUAAGAAAUAAAUGUGGUCAUUUUCGAUGCG
This is a messenger RNA of Betta splendens (Siamese fighting fish), 3235 nucleotides long. RefSeq names its product tyrosine-protein kinase receptor UFO. Gene Ontology annotation, cellular component: signaling receptor complex. The transcript is spliced from 16 exons. Gene Ontology annotation, biological process: nervous system development; positive regulation of kinase activity; platelet activation. The record is from RefSeq and is a predicted model, not a curated record. Gene Ontology annotation, molecular function: protein binding; transmembrane receptor protein tyrosine kinase activity; ATP binding. Bases 188 to 2176 code for a protein of 662 amino acids. Lineage: Eukaryota; Metazoa; Chordata; Actinopteri; Anabantiformes; Osphronemidae.